AUGCGCUUAGUGUAUGGAUCUUCACUACCUCCUGGGGUAGAAGCAUCUACACGUGGUGAACUUCGCAUUCGAGUAGAGAAAUUAUUAUUAAAGGAUGGUUUAGUCCACACAAGUGUCUCCUCCAGUGUAUCCACCGCCGGCCCGCGGCCGUACACCAUUCCCGUAGAUGAAUGUGCGGUGAGUGCAUUAUUUUGGGGCGAGCAGCAGUCGAGUUCUCACUGCAUUCCAGCAACACCGGGUAAACCGCGUGGGACCGUCUCGCUUGUAUUUCCCGUGAAAACAUAUGAACAACAGUUUAGUAGUUACUUGGCACAUAUGAGUAAUUCCACACAGAAAGGUCUUCAGUUAUCUGUAUUUGUUCCUACGAGUUAUAGUGGAAGGCAUAAACCCGUUAGUGUGGGGAAAAUCAUUAUUGCAUUAGAUACAUUAAAACCUUCCAUUCCCAUCUCUGGAUGGUUUGCUGUGGUGAGUAAUGAAGUGAGAAGUAUGGAUGCUGUAAAGGAGAGUGAGGGAUCUCAAACAAAAGAAGAAGAAUUUAUAGAAGUGGGGAAAUUAAAACUUACGUUUACACUAACAUUCUUUACACGAGCAAUGCAAUCCCCUACAUCUCAUAAAACUCGCAGUGUCUCUGUAAACUCAUAUGAGAAAAGUGGAAGAAGUCAAAGUAGAGAAGGACGUUUUCUUAAGGAUCCUAAUACCUCACGUACAACUUCAUUAGUAAAUCCUGAAAUAACAGUCUUUAUGGAUACUACACAAGGACCAUUAGAAGAACAAGAGCAAAAAUUAUUAUCUCCACCAAAGGAAUCUAUUGGUACUUCUCCUAUUACUAAUACUAAUACUACUACUACUUGUAUGAGGGAAUCUAAAUAUUAUCCUUCUUCUCCUUCUCCUACACAACGAGAGUCUACUACUAGGUCAAAAUCAGCGCAAGAUCCUUUACAAGGUACAUUACCGUAUGCAUCCGUUACUCCAACUAUGGGGUUAAAUCAGCAGAAUGUAAUUGGACAACUUAUUCAAAAGGGAUUAGGUUUACGGGAAAAAAUGUCAAAAGCCUUACGACCUUUUUCAGCUAGUGAGAAUCUUUCUUAUUCAACGAGACAACCUUUAACACUUUCAUCCCCGACUACACUUAAAACAGUACCAAAUUAUAUUCCUACUACUUUACCUGCUGAACAUCUUAUAAAUAAAAUACCUAUUUCAACUGAUCCCCUUGAAAGCUCUGUUAGCUCUGCAAAUGAUGAAUCUUUAGAGAGUAAAACAGAUGAUGAUGAUGAUGAUGAUGAGGAUAAUGAGGAUGGUGGUAUGAAAAUGAAGAGAAGAACUUUUAGUAAAGAGCCAAAGGGGUAUUCUAUUGAUGAAAUGGAAAGACAUUCUUUUCAAACACCUUUUAAACCUUCUGGAUUAAAUCCUAAUGAAAAUGCUUAUGUAGAAGUAGAUAUUUCUAAAAUUGCUUUUUCAUCAGGACGUGCAACUCUAGGAAUGGAAGAAAUGCGUGUUGGUAUUCGUUUAUCAAAAGAUGUUAAAACAGAUGAGCCGGUAGAGUCUUAUUCAUCGUAUGUUCAUCGUGUUCCUCUUGCUCGUGGAGCUAAUCAUCAUAUUAUUAUAGGAUUUCCAAUUCGUUCCUUCAGUAAAGAUAAGAGUCGAAUGGUGAUUUCAUUUUACCGAGUACGUUCCGCACCGGUAGCGAAUCCACCUGGUGAAUUAUUAUUACCCCCACCCGCAUCUGCACAACGUGUACUUGUGGAUGAAACUUUACUUGGUAUGUGUAUUGUAGGUUUGCAUGAUCAAUCUAGAGAUGUGGUUCUUCAUGAUCCUAUUACAGGUGAAGACCCAACACAGGCGUAUAUUCAUGUUUCUUUGCGAAAUAGUGAAAUACAACAACUCUCAGAAGAACAGCGGGGAAGUGAAAAUUUAGGAGAGAAAAAUAUGCAACAAGAGCAAAGGAAUAUGAAGGGAAGAGGAAAAAAUGAAAAUAAGGUUUUGCAUAAUAGAAAAGGUCAUAUGGACUCUAUUGAUACGUCGAAGGAACACUAUCGUAGUAAUUUAUUGAGUCAAUCUCAAUCUCAGAAGAAGAAACGAAAACAUCAUCUACGUUCUCAUAGUUCUUCUUCUUCUUCAUCUGCUUCUACACCAGAGAGUUCUUCAUGUUCAUCAGAAGAUUCAAGUCCAUUGUUAAGUCCAUCUGGAGAUGGAACACAAGAAGGAAAAAAGAAAAGAGUAAAUGGUAUUAUUCCUAAUUCAAAUAAUCUUUCUAUUUCUCCUCCUUUAUCUUUGUCUGCUACUGCCGCUACUGCUACUGCUGCUGGUGGUAAUAAUGAUGUUAAUCUUUAUACAGCUGUGACUGCCGUUCCUGCUGCUACUGCGGCUGAUGAUAAUGAUAAUAAUAAUAAUAAUAAUAAUGAUAUUAUUAGAUCUCAGGAGAAUGGUCCUGUUAGAUGUAACCUAUCUACAGUUGACAAUGGUAAUUUUGGUAUGAAUGCUGAAAAACAUGCACGUUUGGUAGAUGCUCAUACAAAUACGUUACCGACUGUAACUAAAGUUGAAGAUGAGAAUUUAUCUGAUCGUUUCCGCAUGCAUGUCUCUAUACGUGCAGGGAAAGAACUUCCAAUGGUUACUGUAAGUCAAAAUGGAUCUCCUUUAUUAUCAACUGUCGCUGCAAUUGAUCAUUUUGAUAAUGGAGUACGAUCUGCUGUUACUUCAGAUGGUCGUCUUGUUCUUGUGGAUAGUGAACAUCGUGUAUUUCAACCUCCCACUACUUUUUUUGUAAUUGAAGAUAUUUACAGUGGAGCUGAUUCCCGUCUGGCCUCUAAAGGUGUGGUUCCGGAUUGGUUUGUAGAGGCCGCCGUGCGUGGGGAAUAUGAUCGAACCUCCAUAGUCCCACAAUCGCAGAGUCCACAGUUUGAUUAUGAAUGUAUUCUUUCACUUCCAUGGGAAUCUGUUUUUCUUCGUCAGGCUCCAAAGAAGAGUAAAGGUGUAGUCGGUGCGGAUAAUAAUAUCUCAUUAUUACCAGAGGGAUCUACUUCACCACUCACCUGUGUAACGACGGCAACCUCUACAAGUACAAAAUCAGCAACGAGUACGACUACAACCGCAACGACAUUAUGUUUACAAGAGAUGAGACUCACAUUAUGGCAUGCGGUUGGGGAUGCGAAUAAAAAGGUUUCCUCUUUAAAUACAGAUGAGAAGGAAGAAGAAAAGUUUUGGGCGAGAACGGCACUUUUGGGGGAAUGCCGCGUGGAUUUACGGUCCCUGCGAUUUCUUAAAGUACUUGACGGAUGGUAUCGUAUCAACGCCAUUGAUAGAGUUGACGAAGUUGUGGGAUACGUUCGUGUUAGUGUACGUUUGCUGUGA
Messenger RNA from Trypanosoma theileri, 3351 nucleotides. RefSeq lists its product as uncharacterized. Lineage: Eukaryota; Euglenozoa; Kinetoplastea; Trypanosomatida; Trypanosomatidae. The transcript has a single exon. The record is from RefSeq and is a predicted model, not a curated record. The coding region runs from base 1 to 3351 and encodes 1116 amino acids.